UAGAAGUAACUGCUGCCGCUGCUUAUACCCCUCUGAUUUUAAGUUUUCAUAUCACUGGAUCUCCAAUUCUCAACCAGUUCCAAAAAAUGAAGUAUUUACGAUUUCUAUCUCGCCAUUUCAAAAGCGUCCAGCAAAACCCUAAUCUCCAAUGUAUAGGGUUUAUCCAAUCAUCAAAUAACCCAAAUUUCACGCGUAAUUACACCACUCCAGCACAAGAGUCAAGCUCAAGAUCAGCAAAAAUCACCGCAAUCGUCGACCAAAUCUCAAAUUUAACACUACUUGAAGUGGCGGAUUUGACGACAUUGUUAGGAAAGAAAUUAGAGGUUAAAGAUUUGCCUAUAGUAUCAUUGAUGAUGCCGGGAAUGGGUUUCAGUCUCCGAGGUAUGGGCGGUGCUGGUGGUGGCGCUGCUGCGGCGGCGCCUGCAGAAGAGGAGAAGAAAGAGAAGACAGCGUUUGAUUUGAGAUUGGAGGCAGGAUUCGACGCUGGGUCGAAGAUUAAGAUUAUAAAGGAGGUGAGGAGUUUUACAGAGCUAGGGUUGAAGGAGGCCAAAGAAUUGGUGGAGAAAGCUCCUGCAGUGUUGAAGAGUGGAGUGUCGAAAGAGGAUGCUGAGAAAAUUAUUGAGAAGAUGAAGGCUGUUGGAGCCAAAGUCAUCAUGGAGUGAGGGUUGCCUCUUUAUUUGUUAUCUAACUUUUUGGCAAGAACGAGUGGCGGUGGAGUGAAGAAAAUUUUUUUCCCCUGGUUUGUUAAUUGUGGCAUCUCUAAGCCUGCAACUCCUGAUGCAUAUUUCACCUUGCAUAAUGUGGGCUGUAGUAAAUAAGAAUUGAAUUUUCAUGAUAUUUCCAUCUGAUCUUAUAGAUGCUGGAUGAAGACUUGUCAUUGACACACUUGUUUUUUCUGAGUGUAGGUAAGAUUUGUGAAUUUUUUUUCAUGAUCUUUUAUGUACAUCACAAAUCUGUAAUGGUUACUGCAAAAUAAUAAAAUGUUCUCUUUGGUCAAAUUGUUUUCUUAAUCAUUAUUAUCUUUAAUUGUUGUCUUGAU
Molecule: messenger RNA, 1039 nt
Organism: Amaranthus tricolor (Joseph's coat)
Lineage: Eukaryota; Viridiplantae; Streptophyta; Magnoliopsida; Caryophyllales; Amaranthaceae
Exons: 2
Coding region: 87-662 (191 amino acids)
Biological process (GO): translation
Cellular component (GO): ribosome
Molecular function (GO): structural constituent of ribosome
Source: RefSeq, a predicted model, not a curated record